This is a messenger RNA of Vollenhovia emeryi, 5993 nucleotides long. Its product is annotated as beta-1,4-N-acetylgalactosaminyltransferase bre-4. The transcript is spliced from 8 exons. Bases 1808 to 3013 code for a protein of 401 amino acids. Gene Ontology annotation, biological process: glycosphingolipid biosynthetic process; carbohydrate metabolic process. Gene Ontology annotation, molecular function: N-acetyl-beta-glucosaminyl-derivative 4-beta-N-acetylgalactosaminyltransferase activity. The record is from RefSeq and is a predicted model, not a curated record. NCBI's taxonomy places the organism in Eukaryota, Metazoa, Arthropoda, Insecta, Hymenoptera, Formicidae.
UAAAAUGUUUGAAAUUUUGCACACUAAUAAACAUCUUGAAAACGGCGACAAUAAAAAUAUAAAAAAUUUCAAACAGUUAUUAUUUAGAGUGUAUAAUUGUACCUCAGGAUUUCUAGUAAUUUACUAAAUCGCAAGUAAUCCAGCAGGAAAAAGUCUGCAGCGGGCUUGACGUAAAGUUUCCAUUUUUUCGUUCCUCGGAAGAGAGAAACUUCGUUGUUUCGCUAUUCGAGAUAUAUCGCGUCGUUGACGUGACUCGCGUAGUACCGCCGUGGUAGCGCCGCGUAGUAGCUACCGGGAUCGGCGCCAUGUUGAUCCAUUCGAGGAGCACCGUGGACACGGCAGCGAAUCGGUCCCGUGCGUUGGUCGUCGCGUUUCACAGUACGCACAAUCGCAGUGAGUUUACCGUUGACCAGUUUAACAAUCGCGCGACGUAGACUCGACCCUCGCGCGUCGGUAAUCCUUCGAGACACGUAAAUCUGGGAAAUCCCGGCCGAAAUCUCACGCAGGGUCGGCGUCGCUGCGGCGCCGUCGUAUCCUCGGGCGCCAGGAGUACACCGAGUUCUCCAGUCUUAAUUCGUAUCUCCUCGCGCGUGCGGUAAUACCCGAGGGGGGUUGAAAAUGCAGCCCCGCGAGGUCAAAAGCAUCACGAAUCGCGCGCCUUUCCUGCCUCUCGCGUGCGCGAGGAGUUGUGGUCGGCGCCGACGGAUGGCGCUACGCGGCCCGCCGCGUCGGUAUCGCGGGCCACGGGCGGCUCCGCCAAUCAGCGCGUCGUUGCGCUCGCGGCCGCGCGCGACAGUCUCUCGCGACGAGAUGUCCUCCGCGGUGGAGAUUAGCGGAGCGGCUUCUCCGCGCCCCUUCCGCCCUGCGACAAGCGGUCGUCGUGGGUCGUCGUGUGGCGAGCGACGUCAUCCACGCACCGUCGUCGUCGUCGUCGUGGUCGUCGGCACGCCCGCCGCGGCGCCCGCGAUUCGUCGAUGAGCCGCUGGCCGCGCGCCGAUAACUCGAUAGGAGCGAGACGGCGUGAAAGGGGAGGGAAAAGACGGGGCAGCCAAGCGCGAGCUUCGGGAGCGGCGCGCCCGAAUUAACGGACGGCCUCGGCCGUCCUCGCGACAAGGCCGGCUGCGGAGGCUGCACCGAACAAGCACGACGCCACCCGAUCCGACGCGACGCGAUCACGUGGCCGUCCGUCCGUCCCUCCGACCGACCGUGUUUACUUUGGUUCGUUUAUUCGGCUCGCUCGCCCGUCGGUUCCUUCGCCCGCUCGUACGUCGGUUCGUCCGCUCGUCCGGCCCCAUAUGCGCGUCCGCGAGCGCCGGACUGGCAAGCAGUGCGACGCGACGUCGGCGCGCUCGUCUCGCGCCUUCGGGACGUGACGCCGCUCGGUUGUGCCGCCCCUCGUCCCGCUGCUCCGCUGGGACCCGGAUGCUGCGUGUCCACGUCGAGGAGGCAGGGUGACGGUGACGCGGUCAUCGCGGCUCGACGACGGAGGUAGAAGAAAGAUUGCAUCUGAGGCACGUAAACGCUUUUCUUCCUUAUUAAAAUAUUACUAUCUUCGUCCGAGGGGACGGUCGCGAGGGUCCGCGGAGGUAAUGCUCCUGGCGAGCGGAAGUGAGGAGCCCCAGGCGGCUUUUCUCCCUUCGUGCCCAUCGAGGGAGGAGAAGAAGGACUACGGCAGGGUCGGUCCCUGGCCCGCGGGCUGCAGCUGCAGCUGAAACUGGAAGCGGCCAGCAGGGAGGAGUGCCUCGUGGUGCACGGCGGUGCUCCUCUAACGGCGGCUAGAAGGGAGUUAUGGUGUCUCGCGCAUGCAAUGCCUGUGGCCGCCGCAGCCGUGGCACUGUGGCAUCGUGCCCAUCUCAAGGCGCUCGCCUGCGUCGUCCUCGCCCUGAUCGCCGUCCAGUAUCUGCUUAGCGGCGGCGUGCUCGAUCGUCGCUCCAUCGAGACCAUCUUCACGAUCAACGCGACCAGAUACGCGGAUCGCUCGUACAGAACCCACCCGCGCGGUUUGAUCAUAUACGGUCAAGCCACGGUCGUGCCGAGUUUAGCCGCGGGUGGCAAUGUAUCCUCGACGACGCUGCUCCCAAUACUGGCCAAGGGCCUAUCGAACUCAUCCAGAACCGAGUCGGUACCGGUCAGAAACCUGGUCGCCGCCGGUGGAACCACGCGAGAGCUUCCGGUGGCAAACGCGACCAGCAACGCGACGCUGCCACGGUGUCCCCUUAUCCCCCCGAAUUUGGUUGGACCGGUGGUCGUCAGUAAGUCACCGCCACCGUUGUCCGAGAUGGAGAGGUCAUUCAUGGAGGUGAAGGCGGGCGGGACGGGUCGGCCCGCGGACUGCGUCGCCAGGCAUCGCGUCGCCAUAAUUAUUCCAUUUCGCGACCGACCGCAGCAUCUGCAGGCCCUCCUCUACAAUCUGCAUCCGAUUCUACUGCGCCAGCAGAUCGACUAUCAGAUCUUCGUGAUCGAGCAGGAAGGUACCGGGGCCUUUAACCGAGCAAUGCUCAUGAACGUCGGCUACGUAGAGGCUUUAAAAGAAAAAACCUUCGACUGCUUCAUCUUUCAUGAUGUUGACUUACUUCCGGAGGACGAUAGAAAUCUGUACACUUGUCCCGAGCAGCCCAGACACAUGUCAGUUGCGGUGGACAAAUUCAAGUACAGGCUACCCUACGCCGAUCUCUUCGGCGGCGUGUCCGCGAUGUCGCGCGAACACUUCCAGCUGGUCAACGGCUUCAGUAACGUCUUCUGGGGCUGGGGUGGCGAGGACGACGAUAUGGCGAAUCGCAUCAAGGCCCACGGCCUGCACAUCUCGCGAUAUCCGGCAAACGUCGCGCGCUACAAGAUGCUCACGCACAAAAAGGAGAAGGCCAAUCCGAAGAGGUACGAGUUCCUCAAGACAGGCAAGAAAAGGUUCUCCACUGACGGGUUGGCUAAUCUGCAAUACGAGCUGAGCGACAAGCGGAAGCCAAAGCUGUAUACGUGGCUCUUAGUGAGACUGACACCGCCGCAGCCCAGCUGAUGGCUACCAUGGCUCGGCUGAAGGCUCCUGCAAGCCAAGCUUAUCCCUAGCGAGGUCAAUGCGAUUGUAUUGCAAAACCGCGACCCUGGAGCUCGCCGCUCGUCAAAGAGGCAAGACUAAAGAUGAGAAACAUUUCCGCGAAAAAUAUCUGCGAGAGAAACUCGAAGGUGUUCUCUUGAAGACGCUCCUGGAAAUGCUGGAAUUCCGAUUCAUCGACGAAGAGACGAGAUCCUGAAUGCACCGGCCAUUUUUAUCCCUAACUGACUUAGCUGCGAACACUUCUGGGCCAUCCAAUAAAUAAUUAUAUCGUAGAGUACGGCCUGUUGGAGAGAAAUGAAAAGUUCGAAUGAAUAAUUAGAAACAGAAUAAUGAGAAACGUUCCAUAAGAUUUUAUUACUCUCAGUUAGAAGUUAUACCGGUAUACUAACACGAUCUCUUUCUGUAUUUAGGAUCGCCGUGAUUGAUCCUAUUGUUCUUCCGUUCGCCAAAGAUUGUUCUUGAUAUAUCUUUUUUUUUCCAAUUGAAAAAUUAGUAAGACCGAAGGACUAAAAUUAAGAUAUAUCGUUUGCAUACUGUAUUAUUCGUGAGAUGAGAAAUUACUGGGAGUUUGGCGCACAGGAAGGAUUGGGUGGAGCGCGUCAGUGGUAGGGAUAGGGAAAGGAAAGAUGCUUCCACGUCGAGGGGUUGUCGAGUAUCUCGCCGCUGCGUGAGGGUCUCGUCUUCAGUUUCUCCCUCCUCUCACGGAGGGGAUGUUGUUACGUGAUAUAUUUUUAUUCCUCAUAUUUUUUUAUCGCGAUGAUAGGUUAAAGAGCGAGUAGAAAAUAGCAUACGAGCUGACGUGCCAAAGGAGAAUGUACAUGAGUGUAUGUGUGUACGUGCGUGCGUGUGCUGUACGGAAGAAAGGGGGACGAGAAAGCAGGAAGAGACCGAAGAAGCUUCAAUAUCCUUCUUAGAGCCAAGCUACGGUAUUAUAUACGCAAAGCAAGCUGUCGUCGCUCGAGGGGACUUUAGAGAGCUUUCGCUUUUACAGCUUAUACAUCGUAAUCACCAACAAGUGAUCACCGUGCAUGAUAAAACCUCGUUAGCGAACAGAAAGGAAUAAUCAGACAGUGAAGAUCUGAGAGAUUAUACAAUGCCCUUAAUAAUAAUAAUAAUAAGUCAGCCAGUAAUCAUUUUGAAUUUUAGCGAUUCGAGAGUCGCUUCCAACCCUUCCACUAACGAGGAACCAUUCUACGGUGCUAAAAAUAGAGACUAGAUUAGGGUGCGUAAUGAAGGUGACAGAAGGGGCGGGUAAUAUCGCGGGUAAAGUUUCUUGUAGGAUUAAUCAUACGAAAUGCGAGAGGUUUCAAAUCGCUUUUCAAAGUCGCAUAUCGCUCGUUACACCUCGAUCCCGAGUGCGCGCCAAGUUCGUAACUCGAGCUUGAGUGGCGGGAUUGGAGCUUAUUUUUUUACGGGGCUGUAAAUUAUCGAUUGGCUUCGUUGCAAGGGGAUUGAGUUUUCGAUAUCAGCGCGAGCGGCUGUGUGAAAUAAAGAAACGGUACUUAAUUGUUGUUUAUCAUUUAUGUUGUCUGUCGUUUGCAUUUGUUCGCGUACAUUUAGCCGAGAAAGAGAGAAAUUGUGCUCUUCAACAUGAAAGGAUAAGUGCUUCCAUACAUUUAUUUCAUACUUGUACGGAACACGACCCGCAAAACUUCUUCCAUAGACGACUUGAUUUUCAAGUUUAAUUGCACCAAUGUCAAUUAAAAUUGGAAAAGUUUUAUUUUCAGAAGAGACAGUUUCUAACUGAUGUCGACUAAGUUUAACUUAAAUUUAAUUAUUGCUGUAUCUCUCUAGAGAAUUGAAACUAAUAGAAUUACUUAAAACAAAAUUGAAUUUAAGGGAAGCAGUUUAAAAAAACCUUAACGAAAAAUCGUUAAUAAAAGGAGAAACUUUUAAUUAACAAAUUAGCAGUAACGAAUUGCUCGAUUUGCUCUUCGAAUCGGCAUAUAAUUAUACAAUCAUUUGCAUGAUACAACUAUUUAGUGUGCGGAUCGAAAGGUCCAUUUGGAUAUACGCGAGCGAGAAGAUUUAUAUGCGGAACGAUAGCAAGCGCAGUCAAGACUUAGGAUACACUAACAUAUCAUGUCUUGUCAUAGACACAUGUGUGAAACUUCACUGUGCUGUGGACGAGCAUACUUAAGCGUUAAGCGCAAGCGAGAGCACGGGCUGUGAAUAAUGCGUCUUUUUGCGGUUGAACGAAUUAUAAGGAGCAGGACAGUAAACCGACUUGUUGCGACGACGAGCGACACAAUUAACAUCCUUUUCCUUCCGCAUCGCGCAAUCGGCAGCCGAUCGAUACCUUAUCCCCGUCAUUUCAGGGCUCUCUGAACUCAUCCAGCGACUUUCCCAAGUUUUCUGGCUUAUUACUUUGCGUCUUACGAUUUCUUAAAAGCGCCUCUUGAAACCUUCCUUUAAAUCAGCUAAUAUCAGCCGUUUAAUAAUAACUAAAAGAAUUCUCUGUUGUUACAUUCAUUUAUUUAUGAUGGGGCUAAAAUCCGAUUAAAAAAUGUUGACGAGCUUAUUAUUUGAUUAAUCUAACUUCUACUUGUUUUUCAUGUAUGAGCAAAGAAAUGACAAACGCAAAGUAAUGCCAUAGUUACUUGGUGAAGGAAUCAGCUGAUGUUCGCGUUGUACAAGGUGACACGAAGAUUUCGAUUGAGAAAUAUAUGGGAUAUGCGGGAAAUGUAUUGGAUGUGCUUGGUGCGUUCUUCUUAUUGCCGUUUCUGUGAUUGAACAUUCCGAUAUCGUUAUUUGAUCUGGAUGUAAAUUAUCAUUUCAUGUGUUUUGUUGUCACUUUUACAUCUAACUUGAUCUCCUCAGACUCAAGACUUUCAAUUUUCGUUUAAAUGCGCUAUUUUCAUGUAUAGUUAAAUAUAUCAGUUUUUCUAAUUAAAGAAUGUAAAAUUCUAAUAAAGAGUAAUUGCCACAAUUUCAACACAAA